CGCGGGUCGGGGACAGGCGCGAGGAGGGCGGAGCGCCGCGCGGAGCGGAGGGGCGGGGUCACGAACUCUGACCUCCCGGAGCCGGAGCCGCCACCGACAAAUAACCCCCCAGGAGAGGCCGCCGGGAGCUGGGCCCGCCAGGAGUCUUCACAGAGUGAUUAUGCAUACGAGGUGUGAAGUGUAAUCUAGGUACCAUAGGAAAUUCUGGUGAUUAAAGAUCAUGGCAACCAUAGAGGAACUGGCCCAUCAAAUUAUUGAACAACAAAUGGGAGAGAUGCAGCAAUAUCUAUUGUUUUUCCAGUGUCUGAAAGAAGUGAAGUAGAUGGGAACAAACUGGCCUCAGAGUCAGUGCCAACAGGUGGAGGGAAAUAUCUUGAAGAAUGAACUGCGUGCUGAGUACACAUUCUAUUUUUGUAUUGCGCAUUCCCAAGGAACUGUUACUCAAACACUAAUGGAUGGGACAGCACAAAGAAUACAAAUUGUCCCAGCGGAUUCAGGUCUCUCUUUACCACAACGCAUACAAAUUGUCACAGACCAGCAGACGGGCCAGAAGAUUCAGAUUGUUACUGCACUUGAUCAGAGCACAGCAGGCAAGCAGUUCAUCUUAACAAAUCAUGAUGGCUCUACCCCAAGCAAGGUGAUCCUUGCCAGACAAGAUUCCACUCCAGGAAAGGUUUUCCUAACAACUCCAGAUGCUGCAGGUGUCAACCAACUGUUUUUUGCAUCCCCCGAUUUAUCUGCACAGCACAUCCAGAUUUUAACAGACAACACUUCCACUGAACAAACCCUAAAUAAAGUAUUUGAUCUCUGUGUCGUAUGUGGAGACAAAGCAUCAGGACGUCAUUAUGGAGCAGUAACAUGUGAGGGAUGCAAGGGAUUCUUUAAAAGAAGCAUACGAAAGAAUUUAGUUUAUUCAUGCCGAGGGGCAAAAGACUGUGUCAUUAACAAACAUCAUCGAAACCGAUGUCAGUACUGUAGGCUGCAGAGAUGCAUCGCGUUUGGAAUGAAACAGGACUCUGUUCAGUGCGAGAGGAAACCAAUUGAAGUAUCACGAGAAAAAUCUUCAAACUGUGCGGCUUCUACAGAAAAGAUCUACAUCCGAAAAGAUCUGCGCAGCCCACUUGCUGCAACUCCAACUUUUGUAACUGACAAUGAAACAGCAAGAUCAACAGGACUGUUAGAGUCAGGAAUGUUUGUAAAUAUUCAUCAGUCCGGAAUAAAAAGUGAGCCUACAGUGCUUAUGACCCAAGAUAAGGUUGAGGCCUGUCAGGGGGAUUUAAGCACACUGGCAAAUGUGGUAACAUCAUUAGCAAAUCUCAGUAAGUCCAAAGACAUGUCUCAAAGUAGUGCUGAGCUGUCUAUGAUUGAAAGUUUAAGCAACGGAGAUACAUCAUUGUCUGAACUUCAUCAAGAAGAGCAAGCAAGUAGUGAUGUUACCAGGGCAUUUGAUACUCUUGCGAAAGCACUAAACCCAGGAGAGAGUGCAGCAUGUCAGAGCUCUGCAGAGACUGUUGAAGCCAAUGUACAUCUGAUUGGUGGAGAAACAAGCAUGAAUAUCGUUGAAAUAGAGGGGCCGCUUCUCAGCGAUGCACAUGUAGCUUUCAGGCUCACCAUGCCUUCUCCGAUGCCUGAAUACCUGAAUGUUCAUUACAUCUGUGAGUCAGCCUCCAGACUACUCUUUUUGUCCAUGCACUGGGCACGCUCCAUUCCUUCCUUCCAAGCUCUAGGGCAAGAUAACAGCAUAUCAUUAGUAAAAGCCUGCUGGAAUGAACUUUUUACACUUGGUCUUGCACAGUGUUCACAAGUGAUGAAUGUGGCAACUAUAUUAACUGCAUUUGUUAAUCACCUGCAUGGUAGCUUACAGCAAGAUAAGCUGUCUACAGAUAGAGGAAAACUAGUGAUGGAGCAUAUCUUCAAACUGCAAGAGUUCUGUAACAGUAUGGUUAAGCUUUGCCUAGAUGGGUAUGAAUAUGCUUAUCUGAAAGCAAUCGUCCUCUUCAGUCCUGAUCACCCAGGUCUAGAAAAUGUGAUACAGAUUGAAAAGUUUCAAGAAAAGGCUUACAUGGAGUUCCAAGAUUAUGUAACAAAAGCAUAUCCAGAUGAUACCUACAGGCUAUCUAGGCUUCUUCUCCGAUUGCCUGCCCUCAGACUGAUGAGUGCCACCAUCACAGAAGAGUUGUUCUUUGCAGGACUGAUUGGAAAUGUUCAGAUUGACAGCAUCAUCCCAUAUAUCCUAAGAAUGGAGACAGCAGACUACAACUCUCAAAUUAUUGGUCAUUCUGUAUAAAGGUGGAAAACAAGGAUUCUAUGCCGUGGUGACGUAAAUGUACAUCACCAUGGCAGUCAUGGCAUACUGUCUCCAAGAGAUGGCAAGAAGCCUUCCCCGGCAACUUUUAAAAAUUUAAAGAAGGCUAAAAUUCCUCCUUUCCAGUACAUUUGUGAAAUGCUGCAGAGUGUCUUGAGGGAUACAGGAUGACUUCCUUUUUUCAUCUGGUUUUCAAGGACUUGUAAAUUAUCUGGCAUUUAAUGAAAAUCAAAAAUUAUCCACUGUAUUUUUGUAGAUAGAUGAACCUGGAAUUUUGUUUAUGAAGUCCAAAACGAAUAGGAAAAUCCAGCCUGGUGAAGAAGAGUGUUGACUGAAUUAAGGUGUCACUACUUAAUUUUAGAAAAAAAUAAAUUAACCUUCUUCUCUGAGUUGUGUUUUCAGUGUUUUGCUAUAAUUCAUUCUCACUGAUACAAUGGAACAUGAUGGUCAGAAAUCGUAAAAAGGUAAAAAUAUUUCAAUUGAAGUGAGACCUUUGUAAUCAACUUCAUUUUUCUUUCAGCUACUUUGAAAAGAGCUGAAGUUCUUGUUUUAUGAAGCAGUUGGUACCAUGAAAAGGGCAGGGAAAUAAUAGAAAGCACGCAGAUUUUUUUUAAUAUUCUGUUGAUACCUCGAUGCAGCAGAUCAUAGUCCACCUCCAUUAUUGGCAAUAAGAUUGAUGCUAUUCUGGAUGUCAAGAGUUUAAUAUGUUCUAGUGUUGUGUAUUGGCAGAUACUAGCUAUUUGUAUUAUACAGUGGGAAACUGACUAAGAAUAAACUAUUUUCCAAAAUAGUUUAUUACUAUAUCAGAUUUCUGUUGUAUUUUUCUAACUAAAUAAGUUUCUAGUACUGAUUGAGCCUAGAGUACACGUUGUUCUGUGCCUGGUGGGCCAUCAUUCUUCUAUUUAUCAUGACCUGAGGCCCUAUAAUGCAGGUUCUUCUGUUCUCUUCACCACAUUCUCUCCCUUCCCCAAGGUUUGAAUAAAUCUUUUCACUUCUUGUAAUAUAAAUUCAUGCUUCUGAUCAGGAGCUGAGUUUUCUUAGUAGGGGUAAUCUUAAACAAUAAAACAGAUAACUGAAUUAAGGGAUUUUUAUUUUUAUAUUCAUUUUGUUCAUUUACCAGCAUUUAUUUUAACUGUUGCAGUUAUUAUUGCACUUUGGUGUCUUAUGGGCUUUUUUAAGGAGUGAAGCUUGCUUUGAAGUUUACUGCUGCUCAGAUAAAUGUACCAGCUUUAAUGAGUUUCAGCUCAAGCCCAUAACUUUUUUGUCUAAACAGACACAUUUUUCUGAUCAACAGUGUCCACAGAUUCUCACAUCAUUGCCAUUCUGAUUGUUUUCGGAUUCAUUCUGUUGAAUAGCUUCUGCUGUCGUCAGUUAAAUUUUUCUGAGCUAUGUUGAUGUUGGAUAGAAGGCUGGCCAAUUUCUUUCCUAUUUCGUUACAGUCUGGUAACAUCAGUUGACCUACUACUGAAAAUUAAACUCUGAAAAUUACUACAUCAUGGGCAUUAAAGGUAUUUUUAAAAAUUCUCUAGCUUGACAAGUUUUUGGGGGAUGUCCCCUACAACACCUACUUUAUUUAUUUUCAGCAUUCAGUCUUCGCCAAUCUAACUAGUUUGCAUCUAGUCAAGACUUGUCAACCUAUGGUCUUUACCAGACAAUAAAGAAUGGCCUCUUUGCCAGUUGAAGGAUAAAAUUAUUUGCAACAGGUUUAUAACUUUUGAUUUAAGGAAAAAAUUGAUUUUUAGUAUAAACAGUUUGAAUGGAAAAGUGAAUAGUUUUGUACAUUUCAAUUAAAGAUGGGAGCACUGUUCUAAAUAAUGAACUGAGUAGUUCAAAAUAAUUUUUUCUUAAAAAUAUUUAUUGUACAGUGUGCUAGAUUAUGUUUCUUACUGGUAUAUUUCCUGGUACAGCUUAUAGUUACAUUUUGAAUAGUUUCAAAAGAACUUCAUUGUAAUGUCAACUGCAUUACAAACCAAUCCUCUCCUCUUAGUACAUUUGUUCUGUGUCCCCUCUCUUCAGUGUCUCUGAAAGUCAUUUGUUUGCUCAUUCCAUCCCACAUCUACAUCUUACUGGUAGUUCAGUUUUAAUAUAAGCAUCAGAAUGUCGCAGUGAUUGUCUUGCUGUUGUAUAAAAGCUACUGUAAAUGUCUUGAAACCUGACUAAAAUUGUAAAUUCUAUUUUGGCUGUAUUUUUUAAAAUAAAUUGUAACUUUUUAUUAUAGAAUAACAAUUGCAAUUACCUAUCAAUUUGUAGUAUUUUAUAUGAAUUGAUACAUAGACUGUGACAGUGUAUUCAAUUUCUUAUAGGUUGUCUGGGUACACUAUUGUUGUGCAAUGUAAUAUUGUCAAUAAGAAGACAUUGGGACAAUGCUAGUAGUUUGGUAUUUCUAACUUUGCCAUUAACACUUAGUUUCUCUAGCUGUUAGCUUAUGAGUUUGCAUACAUAAUACAUCUGAUAAUUUAUUGUAAAACUUGGACUAAGCAGUAUCCUUUGCUUUUAAAGCACUAUACAUUGAUAAUUAUAGAAAUGUGCCAUUAUGAGUUCUGGUAAUGGUUGUUCAUGUCACAAAUUAUAAUUUAUAUUUCAGGAUGUUUAUUCAAUGCCAUCAGAACUAAAAGACUGGUGAAUCAAUUUUGGAUAAGAAGUAGGACAUUGCUGGAUUGGAAGAUUUUUUUGGUUUGUUUAAGAAUGUAUUACAAAUUACAGCAGCAAUUCUGAUUUUGGUCUUGGUUUUAUCUCAGUUUUAAGUGUUCAAGGAUACAAUAGUUCUUGGAGAAAUCAUUAAAACACUCAAGGUCGUCCCAUAUUUACCAUUGUGGAAUUGGCCUCUGGAUCCAUGUCUUGUUACAGAAUUUAGCUUCUCACUGGUAGCUUAAAUAUUUAAAAAAUUAAACGUCUAUUCCAUUGCAACCAAAAGACAAUCUUCUGAAUGUAACUAAUGUGGUGUCCACAAGAGUGUGCUGGUAAUCUGAAACAAUAGCCCAAGGGAACGAAUUGCCAUCUAUUUUGAGGAGUGUUAAGUCUGAAAUAUAGUUAUGACAAUGUAAGUGUCAAAGCUACCUGUUUUGCUGCCUGUCAUCUUUGCAGAAACAUCCAGUUAAUGUGUUUAUUCCUCAUUUGUUGGGAACAGUGGUGGAUGUUGGCAUUUGAGUGGUUGCAAAUUUGCCUGAUUGCAAGAGGAAGGAACAAGGAAUCUUCCCCCAAAAACAAAAUUAAAUCUGUGUCUCACUCUGGCCCCAGUGCCCACCUGAUCUCAACCCCUGCUGCCAGGUCCUGUUCCCCAUCCCUGCCAAUCUCUAUACCUUAUCUUUCAUCUCUGCUUCCUAAUCCAUUUUCCCUCACACGGCUUUGUGCUCACCUAAGAAGGGAAGAAAUGAGUCUGGAGAGGAGCUUUAGGGAAAAGAGUGAUCCUCUGGUGAAUCAUAGGAGCUUGUUGGAGUGCAGCUUCUCUCCAGCUUUUUCUUCCCUGGCAUAUUUCCUCCCUCAGCAGAAACUCCACAGUUUCUUCCAUGAGAUGGUCUGUGUCACACACAUCCACUCUCCCUCUGAACCUCCCCUAUUUAUUCCUACUCCCCCUAUGACUUCCCAAAAUAUUUUCUACAUCCUCCCCAUCACAUGCACCCUGCUUUCUCCAUGGGCUCACUCCUGUUUCUCUAAUACAAUACACACACAGCCCACACCAAGCCAUGAAUGCCUCUGGACAACUCUCAUCCCCCCUCUGUGACCUUCCUCAUACAGCCCUGCUUCCCCUAGCCCCAAGCACUCAAAUGCAAAGCCCUAACCUCAACCUCAUAUUUGUUAAUUUACAAAUAACACAUCACAGACUUUUUCACUACAUGCAUGCCCAUAAGAAAUAUAUCGUUGUCUGAAGGGAGUUAAGGUUUUGCGUUUCAAUGUAAUUGUGAGAUACUGGAUGUGUGCAUUGUGGCGUGAUUCUGUGGUGGAAUUGAAAAGGUGUCUGCUGUACAUCUCUGGAAUUUGUUGUUAUGCUUGAGUACUCUAAUGUUUGGGUAAUGUUGAAGUUGAAGAUGCUGUGGCUGUUGAUACUGGCUUAACUAGCAAUUGUUCUGAUUUUUAGUGAUUGGGUUGUUAGUAAAGGUUGCUCAAAUUAACUUCCUAAAUUAACUAGGAGUGUGGGGAUGGGGUGAGAGGUAAUUAGUACAGCUCAUUUCAUUUAUAGCAGAACACAUGAAUUGGGUAUAGGGAUUCUCCUUGUUAAAUAUUCUGAAGCCUUCAGAUAGUUGGAGUUUUGGAUAAUUGAGAGAGCCAAACUGCCAGGCUCGAAAGCCUAUCUUCAUACCAGCUCCCAUAAUUAGAAAUUAUUUGAUUAUAUGAUUAGAUUAGCAAGACACAGUGGUUGAGAUAAUAUCUUUUAUUGACUUACUUCUGUUGGAGAGAGAGAGAGAGCUUUCAAGCCAGACAGAGCUCUUCUUCAGGUCUGGAAAAGAUACUCUGAGCACCACAGAUAAAUGCAGGGUGGAACAGAUUGUUUUAGGAUUGCCAACUUUCUAAGGCCUGCAAACCAGACCCGCUGCCCUGCCUCUUCCCCCAAGGCCCCAACUCCUGCUCUGCUUCUUCCUUGGCUCGCUCCUCUUCCUUCCCUUCUCCCCCUGUCAUUCUCUGCUUUCCCUUCCUCCUUGCUGGAUCCUCUCCACCUCCCUCCCCCACCAGCAGGGCUCCCUCCAGUCAGCGCCUGCUGCCUCCUGCUCAGGAGAUGCAGGUCUGAGGUGGCCCCAGCUGAGCAGGGGUAGUGCAGGUUUAUGACCUGUUGCCUCUCUCUUCCCCUUCCCCUCCCCUCUUCCCCCCCCCCCCACCAGUACAUCUGACCAGACACUGCCAGGUCCCCUUUUCAACUGGAGUUGUGGAACACCAGAUACCUAGCAGCCAUAGAUUGUUUAACACAAGUAGUUUAGCAUGUAUUCUAAGGGAUUGUUCAGGGUAGAGUGGCCCUUAACACCUCUGCAGUCAUAGGACAAAAAGGAGGGGAGGGUUGUGGGUUGCAGAUAUUUGUAAUAAGCCCUAAGUCCAUUGUGUCCAUUCAGUCCAUGAAUUUUAGUGUCUAGCAGAAUUAUGAAAUUUAGCUCCCAGGCUUGUCUUUUGAAAACCUCAAAGGAAACUGCCACAACGCUUUAAAAAAUGAGCCCACCCCCAGAGCCCUGCAGCUGAAACCCACCCCCAGAGCCCUGCAGCUGAAGCAAGGGAGGAGUCAAAGCUCACCCCCAGAGUCCCGCAGCUGAAGCGGUGGAGGGGGAGGGUGAAACCUGCUGCUGGAGCCUCUGGCUGAAACAGGGGAGGGGGGCUGAAGCCCACCCCUGUAGUCCUGCAGUUGAAGAUUGGGGGGGGGGGCUGAAGCCCUCCCCCAGAGUCCCUGGGCAUUGCAGAGAGGGGACACUGCUUUGCCCCUUCCCCCAUCUCAGCCCAGGAGGCUGUCAUGGCUGCAGAAAAACCUGGUGGCCACAUGAGAGAAACACAUCUGUUCCACUCUGCAUUUACCUGUGGUACUCGGAGUAUCUUUCCCAGACCUGAAGAAGAGCUCUGUGUAGCUUGAAAGUUUCUCUCUCUCACCAACAGAAGUUAGGCUAUGUCUACACUGCAGUUUUGUCGGUCAGGGUGUGAAAAAAAAAAACCACCCCAACCGACAAAAGUUUUACUGACGAAAAGUGCCAGUGUGGACAGCACUUUAUUGUUGAGAGACGCUCUACCUCCGACAAAGCCCCACAUUGGAGUUGGCUUUAUUUUGUCAGCAGAAGAGCUCUCUCCUGCCGACAAAGAGCAGGUACAUUGCAUACCUUACAAUGGCACAGUUGUCCCACCGAAAGGUGUGCAGUAUAGACAUAGCCUUAGUGUAAUACAAAAUAUUACCCCACCCAUCUUGUUUCUUUAAUAUCCUGGGACCAACAUGGCAACAAUUACACUGCAUACAACAUAUUAGAUUGGCAGGCAAACCCAAAACUGCUAACUCUGCAACUUCUAUUGUGAAAAGGUUAGAUGCUCCACAGGACUGAAGCUCGUUCCCUGUGGAGCUGCUUAGAAGUUGUGCCCUACUAAACUGCACAAGAGCUCUGAGAUCUAACCGUGAAAAACAGUGAAACUGUGUCUCUCUUUCAUGUUGAGGCUAGUGGAGUUCUCGUAUUGGAAAGUGAAGGCAAUGGGGCAGAGUUCUAUUUUGAAUUGGAACCUUAAGAAUUUCCAGACGACCUGACACAUGAUUUUAGAGCUAUCAGUGAAGUAUUAAUUCUAAUUUUUCAAAUUGUUUAUUUUUAACAUCAAAUCCAAAUUUUCUGACUUUCAAACAAUUGUUUGUUUAACUACAACAUUCCAAUUAUGUUUCGAAUUAAUGACUGUAUUAAAAAACAACUAUCUGAAUGCAGUUUUUGGCAUGGAAAUAGAUUUAUGUUUAAUGAUGCCUACAUAUAAAGGGAUUGUGUAGCUUUAAUUCAUGUUUGUAAAAGUAUAUUGAGAUCUUUGGAUUAAAGCUACUGUAAUUUCAAAGUGUUACUUGUAGAGUUCUUUGAGUUCCUAUCUCCCACAGGUGAACCCUUCUUUUAGAUCUAAUGGGCCAGCACAUUUGUAUAAAAUAGAUUUGGAAAUAUAAUCAAAAGUGAUCUGUUUUAAUUUAAAUUUGCAUGUAAAUUUGUUUAACCACUGCAACAAGUAAAAGUUGUACUGUAUAUUUCUUUCA
This is a messenger RNA of Chrysemys picta bellii (western painted turtle), 8984 nucleotides long. RefSeq names its product nuclear receptor subfamily 2 group C member 1 (gene NR2C1). Lineage: Eukaryota; Metazoa; Chordata; Testudines; Emydidae. Gene Ontology annotation, biological process: cell differentiation; anatomical structure development; negative regulation of transcription by RNA polymerase II. The record is from RefSeq and is a predicted model, not a curated record. Gene Ontology annotation, molecular function: nuclear receptor activity; zinc ion binding; RNA polymerase II cis-regulatory region sequence-specific DNA binding.